UGUCUUUCCUCGACGGCACCAACUCAGUUUUCGUUUGCUUUCUUCCCUUCCUUCUUUGGUUCAUGGCGUUGGCCCCACUCGUCGGCAGCAAGCACGUCAAGAGCAUGGGCUUGGGCACCUACCUUGUUCAGGAGCACGGCAAGAGCCAGUACGGCAACAGGGUGACAAUCGUGCUGCCGGACACGUUCCACGUUCUGUGCCAGGACGCCCUCGUGGUGUUGAAAUCAAUCGACAGGCUUGACUGCACGAGGGCGCUUAUUGACAGCGGGUACACCCUGGCUUCCUACAGGGUGCUCCACACCCACCCCGACUAUCCCGUCGUACUUCCGAUCUGGUCAGAGCCUUCCAAGGGCGACCUCCUGCCCCCGCGGCAGGUGACCCGGCAAGCUGGUGCUCCGAAGAAGAACCGUGGCCCCCGGCAGCCCCAAGACGGAGGUGGUGGUAGCGGCGGGCCUGCCGCCGGGGGAGGGGGUGGUCGUGGCGGGGGCGGCCCUUCUCAGCCCGUCCCGGUUCAUGGGAUGGGCAGUGUUCGCAGCCACGUGGGAGACCUCAACGUCGGAGGUUCCGCGGGCGAGCAACCUACCGGGAGGUUGUGGGGGGGGCUCGCGGUUCAGCGUUACGGCUCACAAGACGCUUCCGGCCGCGACCCCCGCAUCCCAUGUACCGGGACGGGCUGA
Messenger RNA from Ectocarpus sp. CCAP 1310/34, 677 nucleotides. The record is from the annotation of a GenBank genome assembly. Lineage: Eukaryota; Phaeophyceae; Ectocarpales; Ectocarpaceae.